AUGAUUCGUCAACUCCAAAUUUCGCGAUUCUUUGAUCCAUCCGAUACUUUAGGAAACAGUUCAAACAUGGAUGACGACCUAAGAGAGAGACCCGGUGUAAUUUCCCGGUUCUUCCACUCCUUAGAAGUUAAGUACCAAUACUAUUUGGAUAAACUCACACCGCAGACUACCGUUCGAUGGUUGAUGGCAGUGGUGCGACUUAUACUUUUCUGCCCUAGGAUCUCUACCUCUCAAGGCUUUUACAUAGUGGCAUAUGCUGUCGGAAUCUAUUAUUUGAAUUUGCUUCUUCUCUUCUUGACACCAUCUAUUGAUCCUGCUCUCGAAGACGACGAUGACGGGCCUGUUCUGCCAUCGAGAACAAACGACGAAUUUCGCCCAUUUAUGCGUCGUUUACCUGAAUUCAAAUGCUGGCAUUCUGCUAUGAAAGCAACAAUAAUCGCGAUUAUAUGUACAUUCUUCGAAUUCUUCAACGUACCUGUGUUCUGGCCGAUUCUUGUUAUGUACUUCAUCAUUCUUUUCUUCCUCACAAUGAAGAGACAGAUUAUGGUGAGUUUUCCCAAAAUCUCCAUUCUUCCAAAAGCUCUUUUAGUAGUGUGA
Messenger RNA from Cooperia oncophora, 597 nucleotides. The record is from the annotation of a GenBank genome assembly. Lineage: Eukaryota; Metazoa; Nematoda; Chromadorea; Rhabditida; Trichostrongylidae.